Boeremia exigua is the source of this 2087-nucleotide messenger RNA. RefSeq lists its product as uncharacterized. Bases 401 to 2044 code for a protein of 547 amino acids. The record is from RefSeq and is a predicted model, not a curated record. The transcript has 5 exons. Lineage: Eukaryota; Fungi; Ascomycota; Dothideomycetes; Pleosporales; Didymellaceae.
CUCGCCAGAGUUGCUUCGCACCAAACUACUAGCAACUUGGUACCUGGCCCAGCAGCUAUGCCAGUGCCGGGACUGGGCGGUUCAUGUGUCACCUGUACUCCCAAUGCGUGUGUGGCUCGUACUCUAGACUCGCGUGGCGCUGUUGCUUUCGAUGGCGCGCCCGUUGACACCCCAUGGCGCAAUCGUAGCGGUUUCCAAUCCGGCCAGGGAGCUGGUGAAAGACCCGCAGUAUAUGCACGCUUGAACUGACAGGUGCCAGUACUGAGGAUAGAGUUCACGACAAGACUAGUCAAGCAAGCUGACGCCCCAGCGCUUCUUUACUCAUAAACGCCAUGCCUGUCCGACCCCGGUUUUGUUUUUUUGGUAGUGGUUCACUUCAUCGGACGAACUCCUCGCUGUGAUGGGUGUGCGAUCGUUACUCACAGUGCUGCUUUGCCUUUUGGCCUUCCUCAACGAAGGGGUCUCGGGGUCAGAGUUCGACCAGCGGGAAUUGACAGUCGCUGAUAUUCCACCAUGUGGUCUGCGAUGCCUCUUCAUCGAGCUUGGACCGAGUGGAUGCGCAGCAACAGACAUUCAGUGCAUCUGCGACAGUACGUCGCUUGAGUACGCACUGGCUGCGUGUAUGUUGGCGAAUUGCACAAUGCAAGACUCUCUGGGUACUUCCAGGGUUCAAGCAGACCUUUGUAACCUCUCCAACGAGUCCAAGACUCAUCAAGUGAUCCUGUACACGGGUAUCGUGUACUCGAUCGCUUUUUUUGCUGUCGCCCUCAGGAUCGCCGGGAAACUGAUCUCAAAGAGACUGGCUUGGGACGACGCGGUAGUUGUGGCAGCUCUGCUGCUUACAGCAAUACCGGUGGCAUGUGUACUCCAGAUGGCUUUGCACGGCUUUGGUCAGCACUUAUGGAACCUUGAAGAUGACAGCCUAAAGCCUAUCCUUUACUACUUAUACGUUUCAUGGUCCACGUACGUUGUCGUGCUCUGCCUGAUCAAGGUAUCUCUGGUAUUGUUCUACAUUGAGAUCUUCAGGACACCCCAGUUCCUACGGACUGCCUACGUCUUCCUCGCCUACAUGAUCCUCAACAGCGUAAUCAUCCUGUUUAUCGCACUUUUCGCUUGCAGCCCGGUCAGCUCCUUCUGGAACCGCGACAUCAAGGGCAAGUGUAUCAACAUCCAGGCAAUGGCAUACUCAGUCUCAGCUUCUGCGCUCCUACAAGACCUCAUUCUAUUAAUCCUGCCAAUCGUCUUCAUCCGAAACCUCCAGAUGAAGCGCUCCCGCAAAGUCGCUGUCGGCCUAAUGUUCUGCAUCGGCACAUUCGGCUUCAUCGCCACCGUCAUGCGCCUGCCGUCCCUCAGCACCUUCAAAAUCUCCAUCGACCCGUCGUGGGACUACUUCCCCGUAACCGUAUGGACCGAGCUGGAGCUCGGCGCAGGCUUCCUCUGCGUCUCGCUGCCCUCGAUCCGCAUGCUCCUCGUGCGGCUGCUGCCCGCCCGCGUGCUAGAAUUCCUGUCGAACCUGACGCCCUCGCGGCCCAAAAGCAAACCCACCCCGCGCCCCGCGCCGCCCCCCGCGCCCCGCAGCUGGAAGAAACCGGCCUCCUGGAUCGACAUCUCGAACAGCACCGACUUCACGUCGUCGAGCACGGGCGGCAAGAGUCUCGAGCCCCUGACGCUCGGCUCCGGCGUGCGCGGCAGCUUCAUGGGCAGUUUCUGGAAGCGCGCGAGUAACGGCGGUACGCAGCCGAGCACGUUCUCGCAUCUGCGCAGCGGCACGUGGCAGCUGCAGUCGGUGGCGAGCAAUGGCAGCGGAGCGGGGUUUGCGAGUGCAGGGCCAGCGGGCGGCGAACACGGCGCGGCGGUGGAGGAAGUGGAGAUGCGGGAUGUGGCGGACGCAGACAGCAAAAACACGAGCGCGGCGGGUCGGCGCAGCGAGGAGGAGGGGAUCACGGCGCUGCCGCAGAUGGGGCGAGGGUCUGAGGCGGCGCGGGCGGAGGUGGGUUGGACGAGGGACGAAGGGGGGUUGCGGAGCGAGAAGGAUAUGGUCUGAUCCCAACACCAGGGAAUGAGAUACGAUAGACAAUAGAAUAAUG